AUGUUCAAUACGAAUUUUCUAAGAAACAUCGUCCUCGUCGACAACCAAAGCGCAUCGACUAGAAUGCUGAUAAUCGCGUUAUUCCACAUUUUAACCAGCACUACCGUCAGCAGAUGUUCAAAGUUCUCGAUCGCCUGGUCAGCGAUAUCAACGAUCGAUGCCCACAACUACGUCUCGGACAUUGUUGUUCCAGUUUCAGUUCUUUUUCCAAACAAAAUCGCUAAAUGUACGGCAAAUCAAGUCGAACAAUUGUGUGCCGAUUUUCCCGAGGAUCUUCAAGAUCCAGACGCAUUACUUGCGGAGAUGGAAAUUAUUGGUGGUGCCAUUGAGCAGAGUGAAGCAAAGAAUCUGCGAGAAGCGGCCAGAUUUCUUAAGGAAAAGCGUUUCUUUUAUCCAGCCCUUGCGAAGGCAUAUCAGCUCGCGUUAACGAUUCCGAUCUCAGUCGCUAGUAACGAGCGCAGCUUCAGCAAGUUACGAUUGGUGAAAAAUUAUCUCCGGUCAACAAUGAAAGAAGACCGCCUGGACUCUUUGAUGAUAUUAGCAUCAUCGCCCGACAUCUUAGACAACGUUGAUAUUGACAAGAUAGCUGAUUCCUGGUCAAAUCUUAAAGCAAGAAGAGUUAAAAUCUAG
Molecule: messenger RNA, 630 nt
Organism: Paramuricea clavata
Lineage: Eukaryota; Metazoa; Cnidaria; Anthozoa; Malacalcyonacea; Plexauridae
Source: the annotation of a GenBank genome assembly